Molecule: messenger RNA, 1139 nt
Organism: Eurytemora carolleeae
Lineage: Eukaryota; Metazoa; Arthropoda; Copepoda; Calanoida; Temoridae
Product: disrupted in renal carcinoma protein 2 homolog
Exons: 5
Coding region: 51-452 (133 amino acids)
Cellular component (GO): membrane
Source: RefSeq, a predicted model, not a curated record
GUAUAUAUAAAGUAAACUGAAACUGUUUAGGACACUUAAAGCUGGUGAUCAUGGUUCUACUCUCUGUAGCUGGAAUAAUAUUCACAUUCCUGGCGCUCAUCUCCAUAGGGGUCUUCAAAUUCAAGCAUUUAGUCAACCUUGAGAUAUCAGUAUUUUUGCUUCUACUAGCCGGGAGUAGUCUCGUGGUGGCAAGUAUGCCACUUUCUAUGGAAUUGGCAAUGGAGGUUUGUUAUCCUGCAGCUGAAUGCGUGGUGGGGGGUUGGAUCUCCAUUUGGUUUAACAUCAGUAGUGUCGUUUUCCUUUCCUUAUUUAAUAUUCCAGGUUUAGGAACCUCCUGGUUGGAUUAUGUUCUGCCGAUCUCUUGUUUUCUUGCCCUGCCUUUCUUUGCGUUGAUUAGAGUUGACUACAAACGAACAGCAGUUGAUAACAUGGGUUACCAACAAGUUCAAUGAUUUAUGGAAGAUCAUUGGUAUGGAAGAUCAUUGAUCAGAUCAUUGAAGAGGAAGAUCAUUGAUCAGAUCAUUGAAAUGGAAGUUCAUUGAUCAGGACAUUGGAAUGGAAGAUCAUUGAUCAGAACAUUGGAAUGGAAGAUCAUUGGAAUUGAAAAUUCAUUGAUCAGAUCAUUGGAAUGGACGAUCAUUUAUCAGAUCAUUGGAAAGGAAGAUCAUUAAUCAGAACAUUGGAAUGGACGAUCAUUUAUCAGAUCAUUGGAAUGGAAGAUCAUUGAUCAGAUCAAAUUUGUAUGAAAGAUCAUUGACCAGAUCAUUGGAAUGGAAGAUCAUUGAUCAGAUCAUUGGAAUGAAAGAUCAUUGACCAGAUCAUUGGAAUGGAAGAUCAUUGACCAGAUCAUUGAUCAGAACAUUAAAAUAGAACAAAACAAAAUUGAAGAUUUGACUUUUAAUGACGACCUGAAACUUUCACCUUGGAUUUUAGAAGAUCUACAAAAUAAGACUGAUCAUAAAAUCUAUGAAAUCUCUUCUUCAAGGGGUUCUGUCGACGUAAAAUCAAGGAACCCGACAUUUUAAGAAACAUAUUAAUUUCACAAAGCUAUCAAUAAUCAUUUUCUUAUUAUAAAUAACGUGUCUUCCUUGUUUUUCUAUAUGAAAAUGAUUAUUUUCAAUUCUCUAUACUUAGAGAAU